Messenger RNA from Symbiodinium necroappetens, 279 nucleotides. NCBI's taxonomy places the organism in Eukaryota, Dinophyceae, Suessiales, Symbiodiniaceae. The record is from the annotation of a GenBank genome assembly.
AUGCUUGCCUGCGUGGGCUACAUCAUCCCGGAGUACUUCCGCUGGCCCGGCUACCUCUCCCCCGAGAAGGGCCUCAAGUUUUCGGAGAUGCCCCACGGCAUCGCAGCGAUCUCGAAGGUUCCUCUCGAGGGCUGGCUGCAGAUCGUUCUUUUCAUCGGCCACUACGAGGGAUAUUUCUGGCGCCAAGAUGCCAAGCGAGCGCCUGGUGACUUCGAAGGCUAUGGCUUCCUGGGUGUGGGCAAGAACUUCAUUAUCAACGUGGACCCGAUCGAAUUCCAG